Molecule: messenger RNA, 528 nt
Organism: Penicillium angulare
Lineage: Eukaryota; Fungi; Ascomycota; Eurotiomycetes; Eurotiales; Aspergillaceae
Product: hemerythrin domain-containing protein
Exons: 2
Coding region: 1-528 (175 amino acids)
Source: RefSeq, a predicted model, not a curated record
AUGGCCACUCCAGAGAGCGCUGGAGAGAAUCUCCCCAAAUUAUCACCCGGUGAUUUUCGAACGUACAACCGGAUGGCAGAGCAGAUGGAUGCAUUUCACAACCAUUUCCGAAUGACAUGGAAUCAAAUGUGGGAUGCCUGCAAUGCGACAGGAAAGCGCCCCGGUGGAAUCUCUGCACGUCAAAUGAUCACUAUGGGACUUCAAUUUUGUUCUCAACUCGAUUUCCACCACUCAAUUGAAGAACAACAUAUCUUCCCAGUGCUAGCGAAGAAAAUGCCCGAGUUCAAGAAAGAGCUUGAGCUUUUGAAACAACAUAAACAGAUCCACGCGGGCCUGGAGAAACUCGAGGCUUAUCUUGAAAGCUGCCGAUCUGGCGAGGAAGAUAUGCGACGCGAAGAAGUGAAGCGAUUAAUGGAGGGAUUUGGAGAGGUCUUAUGGAAGCAUUUGGAUGCGGAAGUCAAGACGUUAGGUGCUGAGAAUAUGCGCCAGUAUUGGUCGCUUGCUGAGAUGCGUCGCCUUCCAAUGUAA